UAGUUGGUUUGACAGCUCAUUUGAUAUAAAAUUCAAAAUAGCACAACAUACACGGAGAGUGGUUAAUACGCUGGGAAUUGUUUAACCUGUACAGGUCUGCGCAUGAUCAGUACAGAGUCGAGACAUGUCGGUUCAUCCAUCGGAGACAUUCUACGGCUGUCCACUUCCUAAAAAACUUCUUGAUUACAGAUCCUCUGAAUCCAGAACUCGUCUCUGUCGCGCUCUACAAACUGGUUAUGCUGUCCCCUUUCUAUCUCUGUCAUCGUGCUAUAAUACUCAAUCACAACUGACGUACAGUGGGCUCAAUACGUUAGCCAUUAUUUUGAACUCCUUGCAGAUAGAUCCUCGACGGAAGUGGAAAUCUAUUUGGCGAUGGUAUACAGAUGAACUGUUAGACAACUUUUUUUAUAAAGACGGUGUCAAAGGGCCUGAAUCUACUUUAGAAGAAUUUGUUUACUUGGCAGAAUGCAAUGGGGCUACUGCAACUAUUGUGAGACCAAAUAGCUCGAUAGGGCAUUUCGAGAAAUUUGUUCAAAGCCUUGAGAGAGUGUGCACUGGAGGGAGACUAGCCAGCGAAAAAAAUUACAACGACGAAAUUCCAAGAGAGUUAAUGGCGAUAUUAUAUUCGAGGGAGGCUGUCGGGCAAAUCGGAGGUGGUCACUAUAGUCCCGUUGCUGCAUUGGACAGAGAAACAAACUCUGUAUUGAUGUUAGAUACAGCAAGGUACAAGUAUCCGCCACAUUGGAUUCCUGUUGAACUGAUAUUUCAAGCGAUGUUGCCAAUAGACAUCGUUACAGGCAAGAGUCGAGGAUACAUUGUCUUAGAGGCCAAAGACGAAAAGACUCGUCUUAACGAAAACGACUAACGAUGUGUUUUGUUUCCUUACCCCUGAAUGAAGCAGACGAUUUCUUUCACAGAUUCUCGAAUUGAGGGUCUGGCUCGCAAAAUUGCGUCGAUGUAUUGCUAAGGAAUAUAGCCGUCUCUCUAGUGAUUGUUCCCGGUCAGUUUGGCGAUCUCGGGAGAGAGCGCCUCAAGCGAAGAAGAAUCUGGCUUUUGAAACCGUCUGAGAAGGCUAUAUUCGAGGGCUAAUUUAACGCUAUGCAGUAGUAUCUUGGCAAAAAUCGUUCCUCUACUUCCUUCAUCUGCAAUAGUUUUGGUCCUUUUCAGUUUAACAACAAAAAUACGUUAGAAACUCCAGUAACGGUUGAUACAUUUUGGAAUUUUAUUUUAUUGAAUUCUCGGUUGGUGUAUGCAUAAUUUCAAAAGGUGACAUCGCUUGUAAAUGUUUAUUCACAAUUAUUUCAUCAGCUUGUUUCCAGACCAAUACCAAGUGUACUCAUGCAAGUUAUUCUUAUGAUCAGUUGUUUAUCAUGCACUUUCAAUUUAGCCAUCUUGCUGCAUUUCUUAGCUGUUGUAGUAAAGAAAAACAACCCGAAAUGUCCAAAAUUAUGGUUUUAGGGUGAGCAGUCUUGUACUUUAAUAAUUUGCGAUUGCAUGAUGGUCGCUCGAAAUAUCAUAAUUACAAAAGUAAUUUAUCGACAGAACGUAUGAAUGAAUCGCGACUGCUGCUGAUGACAAGCAAUACAUGUAAUUUUCAUGACAAAAGUUUGUCUUAAGUUUUUUAUAAAUGAUUAGUAACAUCCUGUUCCGUUGUAUUCAGUAUUGGUUGUGGUCAGUUAAUUGACGUCAGAGUAGUAAGGGGUUCCGGUCGACUUCGUGUUCAAACAAGCCUUUAGAAAAGUACUUUAUGACAGCCCUAAUUUGGUGAUCCGUGAAAUGUAAACGCGGUUGACCGUCGAAAGCUAUGUAAGGCUGUUUUCCUCCUUUCUUAUAUUCGCGCGGGAAUCUAUGAUGGAAAAUUAGUUAUAAGGCUUGUCGCAAGGGAUGCAUGUGAUGUGUUGGUAUUAUGGCAAUGUUGUUUUGCUUCCUAAUUAACGUUGUUUUUUGUGUGUUUUUCUUGUUUUUGUCUGUGUUUUGUUUUGUUUUGUUUUGUUUUGCUUUUUCUCCAAGCCAUUUUCACAGUUGGUUUUAUUUUGCAUAUUUACUUCCAUCUCAUCAAUGCAUUCUGAUUGUUUUCGUCCUUGUAAAGUUAAGUUUAACCCACGCAAAG
Orbicella faveolata is the source of this 2110-nucleotide messenger RNA. RefSeq lists its product as uncharacterized. Gene Ontology annotation, biological process: response to metal ion; phytochelatin biosynthetic process. The record is from RefSeq and is a predicted model, not a curated record. Lineage: Eukaryota; Metazoa; Cnidaria; Anthozoa; Scleractinia; Merulinidae. Gene Ontology annotation, molecular function: metal ion binding; glutathione gamma-glutamylcysteinyltransferase activity.